AUGGAAUGGGUCUCCAGCACCGUCAAUCUCUUCUAUCUCGCGCUCGAUUGCUUGGAACAUAUUCAGAUCGCCCGAGAGUUCAAUCAUGACUUCGCGAAGCAUCAGAUCAAGCUCGAUAUCAUCCAAAUUCGUCUUUCGCGCUUGGGAGAAGUAACCGAGCUUGAAGGCAAAAUCAAGAACGGCCAGAACAACAACAAUCCCACAAGUCCUCUAGAGAGGGCGGUGAAAAAAGUCCUUGAAGAUAUCCGAGACUUACUCGACUCGUUCCAGGAGGAACACCAAAAAAUCAAACCCGAGGGCAUUGCGCCCGAAGCUGUGCACAGUGCUGAUGAGAUGAAUGAUCGUCACAAGCGUAUACGAGAAAGUCUUCGGCACUGGGUCAUGAAGAGAAAAUCCCAAGCGAUUCAGACUGGCCACCGCAUUCAGUGGGUCUUCUACAAAAAAACUACCUUCGACAAGUUCGUCACCGACAUCUCCGACCUUCUUGACAAGCUGGAGAAGCUCUUCCCCGAGAACAUAAGGAACAAACUCCAAGAUCUCAGUAGGAAGCAAUGCGAAGACAUCAGCAAGGCAAACCUUGAGACUCUCUCAACGUAUAUCGACAGAUGCGAUCCAUGGCUAAAGACUGCCGUGGAAGAGAGGCUCAAGAGUGACCAAGCUGCAGGAGUCAACAUCAACCAGUCUCACAACACGGGUACAACGACAGGAAUCCACAAUGGCGACAUGAUUGGUUUCAACAAUGGACCAGGGAGUUUGACCAAUAACAUCGGACGUGAGAAUCGCUGA
This is a messenger RNA of Lasiodiplodia theobromae, 786 nucleotides long. RefSeq names its product Small s protein. NCBI's taxonomy places the organism in Eukaryota, Fungi, Ascomycota, Dothideomycetes, Botryosphaeriales, Botryosphaeriaceae. The transcript has a single exon. The coding region runs from base 1 to 786 and encodes 261 amino acids. The record is from RefSeq and is a predicted model, not a curated record.